AUGGUCAGCUUUGAUUUGAUGGAUGCCGUUUGCUCACUCUCCCUUGCAGUCAUCUCCGACUACGAGCAGCGCCUUCUCGACUCCCUCAACACCGCUCACACCGAGCUGAACAAGACUAACUCAGAAAGGGACCGAUACCUCAGCUUACUGGAACAGGCCAACAAGAAACUCGCUGAGACAACGGCUACUGCCGCCGAAUUCAAGUCCCAGAACCAGACCUUCAAGGACAGCAUUACCGCUCUCAAGAGCCAGAACCAGGCUUUCAAGGACAGCAUUGCCUCUCUCCAGGAGAAGCAGGACCAUGUCAAGGAGGAGAAUGACAGGCUCAUCUACGAAAACAACGUGCUGUCACGGGACUAUAAUGAACUCAAGGCCAAGUUUAGCAACCUUUCCCGCCAGUACAAUGCCCUGAGUGGCACUGCUCCCGUCUUCCCCUCUGGCGCCGCCAACGACCUGUCUGGGGCGGCGCCGGAGCGUCCCAAGCUCUCCCGCUCCUCCAGCAAGAAGGAGCGCAAGGAGGAUCGUGAUCGCGAGGAACGUAGUCGCGUCCGAGAAAAGGAGAAGUCGCGCGAUCAUGACAAGGAAGACAAGCGGGAGCGGGAAAAGGAAAAGGAUAAAGAAAAGGACAAGGAAAAGGAGAAGGGGGAGCGCAAGGCCGAAAAGGAACGCCUGUCUCGCCGCUUUGAAGAGAGGCGUGCGGCCCCGCCCGCUCCCGCCCCAGCGCCUCCGCCUCCCCCGAUUGCCAACCGGCGCAACAGCUUCAUUGAGGGCUGGGGCCCCGGUGGCCGGUCAUCCUCGGCCUCGGGAUCAUCCACUCGGAGUUACACCAACGGACCCAACGGACCCAACGGAAUACAUGGCCCCCAUGGCCCUCAUGGACUCAACGGACACAAUGGCCAUAUUGGACACGUGCAAGUGCCCGCUGUCACACCCAUCAACAAGCCACCGUAUGCCAGCGUUCCCCGGACUGCGACAAACCCAAUGACUCCUCGUAUCUACAGCGUUGCUGGAAGCACAGCCGCUGUGUUCGACGACGACGGGAGCUACGAGGAUGGCAAUUACCAUGCCUACCCAAUCAGCCGAUAG
Messenger RNA from Trichoderma aggressivum f. europaeum, 1086 nucleotides. RefSeq lists its product as uncharacterized. The transcript has a single exon. The coding region runs from base 1 to 1086 and encodes 361 amino acids. NCBI's taxonomy places the organism in Eukaryota, Fungi, Ascomycota, Sordariomycetes, Hypocreales, Hypocreaceae. The record is from RefSeq and is a predicted model, not a curated record.